This is a messenger RNA of Octopus bimaculoides (California two-spot octopus), 1604 nucleotides long. RefSeq names its product 26S proteasome regulatory subunit 7. Lineage: Eukaryota; Metazoa; Mollusca; Cephalopoda; Octopoda; Octopodidae. The record is from RefSeq and is a predicted model, not a curated record. Gene Ontology annotation, molecular function: ATP hydrolysis activity; ATP binding.
AAUAGUGAAGGAGCGUAGUCAAGGGUAGACAACUAUCUCCCGGUGGAGCUCUUCGGUCAAAUCAUCCUUCGUUAAGUCUUGUAGUCAGUUGUUUGUCCCCUAAUUAAUUUUUGUCUUAUCGAAGGAGUUUUGCUAUUUUUUUUAAAAGAAAAUCAACAAGCAUGCCAGACUAUUUGGGAAACGACCAGAGGAAAGUAAAAGAGGAGGAGAACGACAAGGAGAAAUCCAUCCAAGCACUUGAUGAAGGAGACAUUGCCCUUUUGAAAACCUACGGUGUGGGUCAGUACAGUAAACUAAUCAAGGCUUGUGAAGAUGAUGUCCAGAGUAACUUAAAGAAAGUCAAUGAACUCACAGGAAUUAAAGAAUCCGAUACAGGGCUUGCCCCUCCAGCUCAUUGGGAUUUAGCAGCUGAUAAGCAAAAUCUACAAAAUGACCAGCCGUUGCAAGUGGCCCGCUGUACCAAAAUAAUUAAUGCCGACACUGAUGACCCGAAGUAUAUCAUUAAUGUGAAACAGUUUGCCAAAUUUGUUGUAGAUCUUGGAGAUCAGGUUGCUCCAACCGAUAUUGAAGAAGGAAUGAGAGUUGGAGUUGACAGGAACAAGUAUCAGAUUCACAUUCCUCUGCCACCAAAAAUUGAUCCAACCGUUACUAUGAUGCAGGUUGAGGAGACACCUGAUGUGACGUAUGAGGAUGUUGGUGGAUGUAAGGAGCAAAUUGACAAGCUUCGGGAAGUCGUUGAAACACCUAUGUUACAUCCGGAAAGGUUUGUAGAUCUGGGUAUUGAGCCACCUAAAGGAGUAUUGCUUUUCGGUCCUCCUGGCACUGGUAAGACCUUGUGUGCCCGAGCCGUCGCAAACCGAACUGACGCCUGUUUCAUUCGAGUCAUCGGAUCAGAACUUGUACAGAAAUAUGUUGGUGAGGGAGCACGAAUGGUUCGUGAACUUUUUGAAAUGGCUCGAAACAAAAAGGCUUGCAUCAUUUUCUUUGAUGAAAUUGAUGCUAUUGGAGGGGCUCGAUUUGAUGAUGGAGCUGGUGGAGAUAAUGAAGUACAGCGUACCAUGCUGGAACUCAUCAACCAGUUGGAUGGUUUUGACCCCCGAGGUAAUAUUAAAGUAUUGAUGGCCACCAAUAGACCAGAUACCUUGGACCCAGCUCUCAUGAGACCUGGACGGUUAGACAGGAAGAUAGAAUUUGGAUUACCUGACCACGAAGGACGAACUCACAUUUUCAAAAUUCACACCAAAUCAAUGAGUGUUGAAAGCAAAAUCCGUUAUGAGUUAUUGGCCAGGCUUUGUCCCAACAGCACCGGUGCUGAAAUCCGUAGUGUUUGUACAGAAGCAGGCAUGUUUGCCAUUCGAACGCGGAGGAAAGUUGCAAUAGAGAAAGAUUUCUUGGAGGCAGUCCACAAAGUCAUCAAAGGAUUGGCUAAAUUCAGUGCCACACCACGAUACAUGACUUACAAUUAAAGAACUAUCAUGGUUAUAUCUCUUUCUCUAUAUAUCUAGAUUAAUAUAUUUUAAGCUUAAAUGUUUUUUUUUAAACUGUUUUCUUAUGUCAAAACUCCUUCACAUCAGUUUUUGCUGAAUAAAAUUUAUUGAAAAUUC